This is a messenger RNA of Aspergillus thermomutatus, 939 nucleotides long. RefSeq lists its product as uncharacterized. The transcript has 2 exons. NCBI's taxonomy places the organism in Eukaryota, Fungi, Ascomycota, Eurotiomycetes, Eurotiales, Aspergillaceae. The record is from RefSeq and is a predicted model, not a curated record. The coding region runs from base 1 to 939 and encodes 312 amino acids.
AUGCGAAGAAUACGAGGACCAAAACCCGGCCAACUAGCUGGUCAGAAGCGAAAGCAGGACGAAGAGCUCUCUACGAACCCGAAUACAAAGAAAGCUCGAGAUCGCCUUCAACGGAUGACUGAUGUGGAGCGGCAGGUCGAAAAUGCCAAAAGUGCAGACCGACAAGCUGUCCGGCGCGCAAUCAAGAAGCUCGAAGAAGACAAGAGCUUUCGGGAUGCUUCCGCAGAAGAAAAAGCUCGCCUGGUGGCUGCUACUAAAGCGAAGGUGAUGCGAAAGAGGAAGCAGCACGGUAGAGCGGCAGAGUGUGUUGCAGAGCGCCUAGGCUACACAGAGGAAUCGGAUGUCGAGGAGGAUGAGGGAAACCGCGCUGGGGACGAUGUCGAGGAGACCGACACAGCUAUUCAAGAGCAGUACUUGCGACGUGAUCAUAUUGCGAACCCAAACGCUGACGCCAUUUCCGAUAAGCCUGAAGUGAAACAUAGCAAUGGAUACAGCACGUUAAAGCCACAGGGCAAGCAGAUCAAAAACGAUUUGAUAUGGCGAUCCUGGGCGACCUUCUGGAGGGAUGCUGUCAGAGAUUUUGCUUGCAAAGUCGACCGCCUUGCUAAGAUGUCGUCGGAAGAGAUCCUCGCUCAGCGGCCACAUACAUACUUCUCAGAAACCGACAGAGCCUGUUUCCGCAGUCUUCAAUUCUGGCCGGAAGUCUGCCCAGGAUCUUGGGCUGAACUUCCAGGCCCCGCAAGCUGGUGGGAUGACGACUAUGACUUUGCUAGAUAUGGUUGGGAGGCAGAGGACAAUGACCCAAGGACGAUGAGCGGGCGACGUGAUGCUCUCGACAUGGUUUUUGCAGCAGAGAUGCCGACGGAUUUUCCAGAGUACUUGUUCGAUUUCACUGAGCUAAAGGUCCUCCGCGCUUUGCCUGACGAUUUCCAUCAUUAG